AUGGGUGAAAUGCCAACCAGAAACGGCUACGGCCAGAACUUGGGCAACCACUUCACCAUCAAGGAUGCCCCCAUCGAGAAUUUAAGGCCAUUUAGGGUAGUCGUCGUCGGAGCCGGUUUUUCUGGUAUCCUGGCUGCUAUCAGAAUCCCCGAGCGGCUGAGGAAUGUUGAGUUGGCAGUCUACGAAAAGAAUGAAGGCGUUGGAGGAGUUUGUAAUCUAUAUGCCCCUGGGGUUGAGAUACAGCAGUAUCUCCAAGAUGUAGCCGAGCGAUUUGGCGCCAUGAGGUUCAUAAAGACACGCCACCAGGUCGAACAUUGCGAGUGGGAUGAGUCCGAGAAGAAAUGCUAUGACUUCCGCAACAAACGAAUUGGAAUCAUCGGCAACGGCUCAAGCGCCAUCCAGAUCAUCCCCAAGCUGCAAAUGGUGGAGGGCGCCCAGCUGACCUGCUUUAUGCGGUCACCGACCUGGAUUUCGUCCGCCUUUGGAGACUCCGGCAUGACCGAGCUAGGACUGGACCCUUCCAACACAGCAUUCUCCCCUGAGCAGCGCCACAAGCUCUCCACCGACCCCGAAGCCCUCUUCAAGCUGCGCAAGGUCUUCGAGACAGGCGGCAACCUCAUCCACGACAGCACCAUCCGCGGCACGGCCAUGCAGCAGAAAUGCCAGGCGGCCUUCCACCAAGCCAUGCACGCCAAACUACACACCCGCCCAGACCUCCUCUCCCUGCUGAUCCCCUCCUUCUCACCGGGCUGCCGGCGCCUAACGCCGGGGAAGGGCUUCCUCGAAGCGCUGCUCGAGCCCAACGUCACCGUAGUCAGCGACGCCAUCACCGGGAUCACACCCUCCGGCAUCACCACCACCACCACCACCCCUUCCCCCGCCACACCCACACACGCCCCCCCAACCACCACCACCCACCCCCUGACGACCCUAAUCCUCGCCACAGGGUACACCGUCUCGUCCGCACCACCCUUCCCCAUCCACGGCCGUUCCUCCCUCGCCCUCUCCACGCGCUGGCACACCCACCCCGACAGCUACCUCUCCCUGGCUGUGGACCAGUUCCCCAACCUGUUCAUGCUCUUCGGCCCCAACAGCGCGAUCGGCACGGGCAGCCUGACGCGCAUGCUGGAGGCGGCGACCGAGUACGCGGUGGCGUGCGUGCGCAAGCUGCAGCGGGAGGACUAUGCCAGUAUGGAGGUGCGCGCGGAGCGGGUGCGGGAUUUUGGGGCGUACGUGGAUGCGUAUUUUGAGAGGACGGUGUAUACGGAGGAGUGUCGCAGUUGGUAUAGGAGGGGGGGGAGGGUGGUGGGGCUGUGGCCCGGUUCGACGCUGCAUGCGUUGGAGGCGUUGCGGGCGCCGAGGUGGGAGGAUUGGGUUUAUGAGAGUGUGGAUGGGGGGGAGGCCGGGGGAGGGAAUGGGUUGAGGUGGUUGGGGGAUGGGAGUAGUGAGACGCAGGUUGGGGGGGAUGCGUCGUGGUAUAUUAAUCCGGGGGAGGUGCAGGUGCCGGUGGAGGGGAGGCCAGAGGAGAAUGAGCGGUAUAAGGCGAGGCCGUGGUGUUAUUAG
Messenger RNA from Chaetomium globosum CBS 148.51, 1563 nucleotides. RefSeq lists its product as uncharacterized. The record is from RefSeq and is a predicted model, not a curated record. The coding region runs from base 1 to 1563 and encodes 520 amino acids. The transcript is spliced from 4 exons. Lineage: Eukaryota; Fungi; Ascomycota; Sordariomycetes; Sordariales; Chaetomiaceae.